This is a messenger RNA of Hemibagrus wyckioides, 8587 nucleotides long. RefSeq names its product collagen alpha-6(VI) chain-like. The record is from RefSeq and is a predicted model, not a curated record. The transcript has 39 exons. Bases 66 to 8216 code for a protein of 2716 amino acids. Gene Ontology annotation, molecular function: serine-type endopeptidase inhibitor activity. NCBI's taxonomy places the organism in Eukaryota, Metazoa, Chordata, Actinopteri, Siluriformes, Bagridae.
CCUUUUAACUAAACAUCAGAUAUACUUAGAAUUGUUUUCUACUUGUCCAUUAGAUCACUGACGCCAUGGAAAAACUAAAAGGACUGCUGCCUCUCUUUAUUUUAGCAUCAAGUUUCCUCGUGAGCAUUGCACAAGAAACAGAAUGCAAACAGGAAGCUGAUAUUGUCUUUCUUGUGGAUGGUUCUUGGAGUAUUGGUCCAGAAAACUUUCAAAAGAUCCGUGAUUUUCUCCUCACUUCAGUGAGCAGUUUCCAUGUUGGUCCUGACAUGGUUCAGAUUGGCCUAGUGCAGUACAGUGACUCACCACACACUGAAUUCUACCUUAACAGCUUUGAAAACAAGGAGAAGAUACUUGACUACAUCACAAAUCUCCCAUAUCGAGGAGGUGGCACCAGUACUGGACUAGGGUUAAGUUUACUGCUGAAGCAGCACUUUGUAAAAGAAGCAGGAAGUCGUGCUAAAGAUGGGGUGCCUCAAAUUGCCGUGGUUAUCACAGAUGGACAAUCACAGGACAACGUGGAGCCUCAUGCACAGGACCUGAAGCACCAGGGAAUCAUACUUUAUGCCAUUGGUAUUAAAGAUGCUGAUAUGGAGCAACUGAAGGAAAUUGCCACUAAGCCAUAUGAGCAGCACAUCUACAGUGUGUCUGAUUUUGCAGCUUUGCAAGGAAUCUCCCAACGCUUCAGACAGAAUCUCUGUACAACUUUGGAGGAGGCCAAACGUCAAGUGUCUCAGGCACCACAAGGGUGCAAAGCUAAUUUGGCUGACAUUGUGUUCCUUGUGGAUAGCUCUGGUAGCAUUGGUGAUGCUGAGUUCAUGAAGUUGAAGAAGUUCCUGCACACGUUCAUAAUGGAUCUUGAUAUUAAUCCUGAUAAAAUCAGAGUAGGAUUGGCACAGUUUAGUAAUGAACCUCACAGAGAGUUCCUGUUGGGGGAGUAUGCAGAUAAAAAUGACUUGCUGGAGAAAGUAGACAAACUAACUUACCUGAAAGGAGGCACUGAAACUGGAAAAGCUCUCAGCUUUAUUCUAAAUAAUUACUUCGCAAAAGCAAAUGGCAGUCGGAUCGAAGAGAAUGUGCCUCAGAUUGCUGUGGUGAUCACAGAUGGUCACUCAGGUGAUGAGACAGAGAGUCCAGCCAUGGAGCUACGGAGAAAAGGGGUGUUAAUCUUCACCAUUGGGGUUGGUGAAGCCAGCAUCAACGACCUGCAGUCUAUUGCUAAUAAACCAUAUCAGCGUUUUGUACUGAGUUUCACUGACUAUGAGGAGCUGUUGAAAGCAACCAGCAGCACAAGAGACAAAGUGUGUAUUUCUGUGAACAACCAGCAAGAAGCUCUAGCACCAACAUUUGCAGACGUGUUUGUGUUGGUGGACAGCUCAGUUGAACCGCCUGAAAAGGUGCCACAGUUACUCAGGCACCUAGCCGAACAACUUAACGUGGCUAGUUCAUCUAAUCGCAUGGCUUUGGCUCAGUUUGGUGAAGACGUUUCAGUGGAAUUUCGUUUUGAUGCUUACAAAACUAAAAACGAAGCACUUGCCCUCAUCCGCAAAUUCAGACUCAGAGGAACUGGACAGCGCAAACUAGGAAAGGCGAUGGAUUACGUGCGAACUCAACUCCUCACCACUGAAGAAGGAAGUCGAAUUGCUCAGGGCUAUAAGCAGUACCUGCUGGUGGUAAGCAAAGGAGAAUCUGAUGACAAUAUACUGAGAGCAGUUCGUGCAUUAAAGGAUGAGGGAGUGAUCCUUGUUAACGUUGACCUAAGUGAAAAGUUUGACUUUCCGUCCUUAACAAAUGCUAAACCCGACUUAACACGUGGAGUUCUUCCACCUGACACAACUUCAGGGUUUGAUCCUUCUGCACAGUUACCUAAAAUUGUUUAUUCUGCAUCUGGCGAUAUCCAACAAAUAUCAGAAAAUGUGAUGACUAUCGUGCAUAGUAAGGCUGCGUUUGUUCCAAUCCAAGAGUGCAAACAAGUGGCAGAUAUUGUGUUUAUUGUGGAUGUGUCUACUAGCACCAAAAGUUCAGAACUGGUCCGGAGUUUCCUGUCCCUCAUGGUUAAUAACUGGCAGAUAAAGCCUGACAGUGUGCGUGUGGGAAUUGUGCUGUACAGUGAAACACCCUCAGCUGAUUUUUACUUAAACACGUUUUAUAGCAAGCCUGAGACUUUGCAGUACAUUAAACGAUUGCCAUUUGGGGAUGGGGAGUCUAAAACUGGCGGAGCUCUGAAGUUUGCAAGAGAGAAGGUUUUUACCAAAGAGAUGGGCAGUCGACGUGCUUUAGGGGUGCAACAGAUUGCUGUGGUAAUAACAGAGGUGACGUCCUUGGAUAAUGCUACUGCUGCAGAAGCUGUUAAGUUAAUAGGCUCUGGAGUCAAGGUCUAUGCUCUUGGAGUCUCCAGUGACAAUAAGGAACAGCUAAAACAAAUCUCAUCUUAUCCUCCAGAGGAAUUUGUUUUCAGACUUCAGAACUAUUUAAAUGUUACUAAAGUGGAAAAAUUAUUGAGGGAGAAUUUUUGUCAGAGUAUAUAUCAUCCAUCUGUUUUGAAGUCCAUGAAAUGCGAUUUAAAGCAAGGAUGUGUAUAUACAGAAAAAGCAGACAUCUAUUUUCUCAUUGAUGAGUCCACUAGUUUUAAAGACUAUUUUCAGUUGCUAAAAGACUUCAUUCAAAACUUUGUCUCAAUGUUUACUAUUGGACCAAAACAGGUUCGUGUGGGUGUGGUGAAAUUUGCAGAUAAUUCCACACUAGAGUUUAGUCUGGAUAAGUAUCAUGACAAAAUCACUCUUAAAAAUGCUAUUAACAAAAUCAAACAUGGAGGUGGAGACAGAUAUAUAGGAAAAGUCCUGUCUAACAUGACAAAAUACUUUGAGGAGGCCGAAAAGACCCGAGGCGCCAAGGUUCGCAAUAUUCUCAUUGUCAUAACUGAUGGAAAAUCAAGGGAUGAUGUGAGAAACCCAGUAGCACAGAUAAGAGCACAGGGGGUGUUCAUCUAUGCCAUUGGAGUAAAAGAUGCACAAUUAAAAGAUCUCCGGAAGAUCACAGAUGACCAAGAGAGGACAUUCUAUGGCAACAAUUAUCAUGCACUGUCAGAAUUGACAAAUAAAAUUGUUAGUCAGAUUUGCUCAGAAGAUGCCUGCAAGAGUAUGUGGGCAGAUGUCAUCUUUUUAGUUGAUGGCUCAGGAAACACUGCACCUGAAGACUUCUCAAAAAUUAAGGAAUUCAUGAAUACUGCAUUGUCCAAAUUUAGAAUUGGAAAUGAUAGUGUACAGGUUGGAGUUGUGCAGUUCAGCUCAAACUCAACGAUUGAAUUCGCCCUCAACAAGUUUUCUGAUAAAAAGCUGAUAAAGCAGGCACUUAAUAAUAUGAAGCAACAAGAGCAGCCCAUAAAGAAUAUAAAUAAACUGGAAGAAAGCACUAUGAUUGGGGCUGCACUCAAUUUUGUGUCAGAGUAUUUCAAUCCACCAAAAGGAGGUCGUUCCAAUGCCCCACAGUUCCUCAUUGUGAUCACGAAUGGCAGGUCGAUGGAUGAUGUUGCUCAGCCUGCACAAGCCCUCAGAAACAAGAGCAUUACAAUAUACUCUAUAGGAGUUGGUGAUUAUAGCAGCAAACAUCUGAGGGAGAUCAGCGGGACUCAGGACCUGGUUUCUCUGGACAAAGAUGAUGAUAUGGAGAAUUUCUUAGAUAACAUCUUCAUGCUCAAGAUCUGCAAAUCAAAAAACAAAUGCCAGAAAUCACAGGUGGCAGAUGUUGUCUUCUUAGUGGACGGUUCCACCAGCAUCACUGUUAAAAACUUUGAGAUUUUGAAGUUUUUCAUGAAGUUAACAGUGAACACCACACAUGUUGGAAAAGACAAUGUCCGUUUUUGUACCAUUGUCUAUUCUACUAAAGCUAAGAUCCAAUUUCAGCUUAAUCAAUUCUAUAGCAAAGAAGAGGUGCUGGAUGCUAUCACUGCUCUGAAUUAUCCCUAUGGGGAUACCUACACAUCCAAGGCUCUAGAAUACUCACUGGAUUAUUUUGAUGAAUCCAGAGGUGGGAGAGGUGCACAAGGUGUACCACAGAUGAUGUUUCUCAUUACAGAUGGUGAAGCUACAGACCCAUAUCAGUUAGAGGCUGCUGCAAAUGAGCUUCACAAACGUGGAGUUCAUAUUUAUGGUAUUGGAGUCGCAAAAGCAAACCCAGAUGAACUGCUGAAAAUCACCAAAGACAUCAACAAGGUUUUCCACGUAAGCAAAAUCCAAGGUUUGACUGACAUUUUGGAGGACAUUUCCCAUGAGAUCUGUGAUAAAACAAAACCAGAGUGCCAAAAAGAGGCAGCUGAUUUGGUCAUUUUGAUUGAUGGCUCUGAAAAAAACACUGGAGAUCUUUGGAAAAAUGUGCUAAAUUUUACACUGGGCAUUGUAGAGAAAUUUCGUAUCCGACAAGACCUCUUUAGAGUUGGUGUAGCCCAGUUUGGGGAAAGAUACAAAAAGGAAUUUUACUUGAAGGAAUAUUACGAUGAAACGGAUGUGAAGAAUACCAUUUCAAAAAUUACCCCAGUGAAAUUUAAGAGAAACAUUGGAGCUGCACUGAAUGGAGUGAAAGAGUUUUUUACAAGUGAUAAAGGAAGCCGCAUUGAGGAAGGAAUUCCACAAAAUCUGAUUCUGAUCACUGUUGGGAAAUCAUCUGAUGAGUUCACUGAUGCAGCAAAUAAUUUAAAAGCCAUGGGCAUUCAGAUUUUUGCAGUCGGGACAACUGAAGAAAUUAGAAAUGAUCUCAAUAGCAUUACUGGUUUCCCUGACACGGUUUUUUUACUGGACAGCUUUGAUCAUCAAACUGUGAGUUGUAAAACAGAGAUGUUGAUAAAUGCCAUUUGCACUCAUAUCCCAGCUGACAUAACAGAUGAUUGCACAAUGAAUAUUGGAAUUGGAUUUGAUAUCUCCCAUGGUAGUUCAAGCUCACAGUCUCUCUUUAGUAGCCAACAUAAGCUGCAGGCCUACCUUCCUGAGAUUAUCAGAUACAUCUCCACUGUCGACAACUUGUGCUGUCUACCCAAGGAGACUGUUUUGCAAACCAAAAUUAGUUUCCAUGUGGUUGCUAGUGAUGGCAAGAUACUGUAUGACACUAAUUUUGAGCAUUACAGUAAAGACAUAAUAAAGAAGGUAAUGGCAUUGCAGAUGACUCAGGGUUUGGCCUUCAACGCCAAGCUCCUGCGCUCUUUUGAGGAUAAAUUUGUAGGAUAUAGCUCUGGUGUGAAGGUAGUGAUCAUUUUCACCGAUGGCCUGGAUGCAUCUGUCGAUGACCUCAUGGUUGCCUCUGUGGCUCUAAGAAGAAGUGGUGUCCAUGCACUGAUUCCAGUCGCUCUGGAAGGAUUCAGAAGCAUCACACACCUACAGAAACUACAGUUUGGACGAGGAUUUUCUUACAGGAAGCCUAUCAUGAUUGGCAUGCAAAAUGUAGCCAGUGCCAUGAAGAAUGAGAUUGAUGAUGUGGCCUCUAGAGAGUGCUGUAACACGUGUAAAUGCACUGGUGAUGAAGGGGUGCAAGGACGUCAAGGACCUAAAGGGACAAAGGGCUUUCCUGGACUCGAAGGACAUGCUGGAUUUCCUGGAGAACAUGGAGAACCUGGGGAGAGAGGAAUACCAGGUACAAAUGGGACCGAGGGACAUCAAGGCUGCACUGGUAGAAGAGGCCCAAAGGGUAACAGUGGCUAUAGGGGCGAAGUUGGGGAACAAGGAGAACUUGGAUUAGAUGGAAUAAAUGGAGAGCAGGGAGUGCUUGGAUUAGCAGGAACCCAAGGACAGCGAGGUGGUCUGGGCAGCCCAGGAAAAAAGGGUGUCAAAGGAAUCCCAGGAGUGCCUGGACAAAAAGGACUGAGAGGAGAUCCGGGUGAGCCAGGAAUUGACAAUACCAUCCGUGGUCCUAAGGGUGAGCCUGGGUACCCUGGCCUACAGGGUGACACAGGGCCAGAUGGCAAUCCAGGCAGGCGUGGAGAUGAUGGCAGUCCUGGUCAAAGAGGAAGAAGAGGCACUGUUGGUCCACCAGGUACCACUGGACCUGCAGGCCAACCAGGAUUACAAGGAACCUCUGGAGCUUCAGGACAACUGGGAUCACUGGGUCCUUCUGGUGCUCCUGGACAAAAAGGGAUACCUGGAUAUCCAGGACAACAGGGACAACCUGGUAUACAAGGAAACACUGGAUCUAAAGGAAGUGUAGGAACCAGGGGACAAAAGGGUCAGCAAGGGGAACCUGGAAGUAAAGGAACAGCAGGCCCACAGGGUCCCAGAGGCCUACCGGGAAGUGAUGGUCCAGAUGGAUUUGGGCUACCAGGACCUAAAGGGCAGAAGGGAGAUCCUGGUUUCCCAGGGAAUCCUGGAACUCAGGGUGAUCCUGGAGAUCCUGGGAAAAAUGGUGGUAAUGGACCUAAGGGUAUAAGAGGCAGAGGGGGAACUGCAGGCCAAACAGGAGCACGUGGUAAUCCUGGUGACAUCGGACCAGCUGGACACAGGGGCCCUAAAGGACGUCCAGGAACCAGACCAAUGUCUCCUUGUCAAUUGAUCAGCUAUGUACGAGACAGCUGUGUUUGCUGUAAAGAUAAAGCAACUUGCCCUGUUUACCCCACUGAACUGGUGAUUGGUUUGGACAUGUCUGAGGAUGUGACUCCUGCAUUAUUUCAGAGAAUGAACUCAACUCUUCUUUCUCUGCUGGACAGCAUUGAUAUCGCUGAAAGCAACUGUCCAACAGGGACACGAGUGGCUGUGGUCUCUUACAGUUCUAACACCAAGUACCUCAUCCGUUUUUCUGACCAUCGCCAUAAGAAAGACUUGGUGGAAGCUGUGAAGAACAUCUCUCUGGAACGUACAUCCAACAGACGCAACAUUGGUGCAGCCAUGCGCUUUGUUGGUAGAAAUGUCUUCAAACGUAUUCGUCAGGGUGUUCUGAACAGGAAGGUGGCGAUCUUCCUCUCUGGUGGACAGUCCCAGGAUGCGACAUCCAUAACCACAGCUGUUCUGGAAUACAAGGCUCUGGAUAUAAACCUUGGUGUUAUUGGUUUCAGGGAAACUCCUAAUGUUCAGCAAGCUUUUCAGGCUGAUGAAACAGGAAGCUUUAUUAAUGUGCUGGAGAGAUCACAGACCCAGAAUACAGCGCUUGAGAAGAUCCAGCGAUGCAUCAUCUGCUUUGAUCCUUGCAAUCCAGCUAGAGAUUGUCCUAGCACCAGUGAGGUACCCACUCCAAAGCAGGUAAACAUGGACCUGGCGUUGUUGGUGGAUGGUUCUCGGAGCAUCCAGGCAGAUCAGUAUGAGGGAGUGAAGCAGGUGUUGGGCACUGUGUUGGACCAGCUUUUAGUGAGUGGUCAGCCCAACAAAGCUGACAGACAGGCACGGGUGGCACUUUACCAGCAGAGCUCAUCAUACAGUGAGGCCCAGGCUCCAGUCAAGCAGAUCUUUAGUUUCCAGCAGUUUCGGGACCGCAACCUGAUGAAGCAGAGCAUCUUUGAAAAUCUACAGCAGACUGGUGGCUACUCCAGGCUGGGACAUGCCAUAGAAUAUGUAAUCAUGCAGGACCUCCUCACUGUUUCCAGGCCUCGAAAAAACAAGAUGCUGCUGCUUAUAGUUGGAGAUGAGACAGAAUAUUCUGACAGUGCAAAACUGGACUUCAUCUCCAUGAAAGCCAAGUGUCAGGGUGUGGUGAUUUUCACUCUUACUGUCGGGGAUCAUUUCAACAGCACACAGGUGGAGGAACUUGCCAGUAUUCCCACAGAGCAGCACAUAGUUCACUUAAACGAUGUAAAGCAAGGACAGCAGGAGUACACUCAACGCUUUAUAAGGACUUUCCUACACAUUCUGAACCUGGAAAUGAACACCUAUCCUGUUCCAUUGCUCAAACAACAUUGUGAGAAUCUUCAGCAACAGCAAGGUCAAGAACAUGUCUUUGAGGCUGCUAAGAGACCACACAUACACAGAUUUUCUUUGGAGAAUCAAGAAGUCAUAUCGUACAGUGAAGAGAGAAGUACGCAAUACAAAUAUAAGACUGAGCAUGAAAAUGGAGGCCUGCUGACCUCAGGGCCUGAAGAUUCAAAUAAUGUGUGCUUCCUACAAAAAGACACUGGGCCCUGCAGAAAUUAUGUACUCAAAUGGUUCUUUGAUCAAGAGCAGAAUCGGUGCUCUGCUUUCUGGUAUGGAGGAUGUGAAGGGAACCUUAACAGAUUUGACAGUCAGAAUGACUGUGAAGCCCGUUGUCCAUAACAUUGUACUGAAUAUUAACAUUCCACUUUUUCUUUGUUUUUAUAUAAAAUUGUGGUACAGUAGGAUAUGAACAAUGUGUUUAUGCACAUUUCACCCAAAUAACCUACACACAAAACCACAAGUAACAGUAGUUAAAAUCUCCAUAUUCUACUGACGGUGGCACAUUCAUAUUCGCUGUUGACAAAUGUGGUAUGACUGACACUCCUCCCCUUUGCUUUGUAAAUAAAAAAUGACUCACUAGAGUUAGUUUGUCAUGAAAGAAAAUACAUAUGAAGGUGCUGAUACUUUAUUAACUUUUCUAUAUAGUUGCCAUUUUAAUUUUCCACUUUCCUUAUUACUGUAUAUCUGUUAUAAAUAAAAGUAUGGACACA